AUCAUGUAGAGGGCGCUAGCAAGUUUUACAUUGACUAACAUGCUUGUUUAAGGCCUCUAGUAAACUUUAGCCUGUAAGCAGACCAACACGUUGAAUCUGAUAAUUAAAACUGACUUUAUAUAGCUGUUAUUUACUUCAGAUCACACAGAUUUGAUCUAAUUAGAUUUUUAAAGCCAAGGUAUUUGAAUAUAUGUUCGACUGUAGCAGCAUGCUAACCGACUCUUUGCAGUUAGCAGCUAGCUAGCUAGAUGUUAGCAGCUAUUGAUACCGAUGUUAGCCCCAGUUUGUGAGCAGAUUUCAGAAUGUAUGUGUAACAAAAUAUGAAACGUGUUUUAGCUUGUUUAAAGUAACCAGGCUAAAUGGAGUUUUAUUCAGAGCUGUCGGAUGGCUGUCCUUCAAAUGUUGACACGGAGUUCAUGGACACCCCGGCAUACGGUGGAUACUCUGAGGAGAGCAAGUUUUCAGAAGGCAGCGACAGUUAUCUGACUAUCAGUGGAGCUGGACAUCAUUUCCUAUCCUCAGAGCAGACAUUCCAUACUCCUAGUCUCGGAGAUGAGGUUUUCGAGAUCCCCCCGAUAUCCCUGGAUCCAGACCAAGCUCUGAGCAUCGGUGAGGUGUCCCACUUUGACCUGACUGAUGGCUCUGAGGAUACCAGUGCAUCUUCUGGCUCCAGAAGCCUGGUGAGCAACCUGGUGGUGGAGGCUAAUGAUCCAUCCUUCGCCUCCACCUUCGUGAACUCUGGAUCUCGGGGUCUGGACCAGCUGAACCUUAGGACAAUGGCCCAAGCUGGAGGGGGAGCUCUGCUAAGCUCCUCUGCUCUGGAAAUGGGGAAUUCUAGCGGCUCACAUUUCAGCCGCUCUCCUCCCAUGACCAUUGAUGUUCAGCUGAGUGACUUAGGUCAUGGUCUUCUGGAAGGCAGUCAGCUUACCAGCAUAACCCCGUCAGAACUGUCGCUGGGACUCGGUGGAAGUAACACAUGCCAUCAUUCAGACGCACCUGAUCAGUCACUGUUAAUAUCUUCGUCUCCAGUUGGUUCCCUGCAGGAUGAGGACAUGGAUGACUUCAAAAGAAGCCUUCUAGACUCCCCCGUGUCUCUCUCCUCCUCCCAGAUCUUCUCCCCCAUGUCCUCCCACCCCACGCCCCUAUCCUCUGCCUCCGCAACAGCAGCCAGGAGAGGCGGAGGCAAACCUGCUGUUCUGGCCUCGGGAACUGACGCAGCAGCAGGAGGAAGGAAAGGAAGGAAGAAGAAGGAUCCUAAUGAGCCACAGAAGCCAGUCUCCGCUUACGCGCUGUUUUUCAGGGACACCCAGUCAGCCAUUAAGGGCCAGAACCCCAGCGCCUCCUUUGGGGAGGUGUCAAAGAUCGUGGCGUCCAUGUGGGACAGCCUGGCGGAUGAUCAGAAACAGGUUUACAAAAAGAAAACAGAAGCAGCCAAGAAGGAGUACUUAAAGGCCUUAGCAGCAUACAAAGCCAGCCAGCUGUCACAGCCAGCUACUGUGGAGAUGGAGAUCUCUUCCCCUGUGAUUGAUCUGACCACCGCAGCCCAAUGUCCUGUAGGCCAACAGGCCACUCUCCUGCCCUCAGCUAACAGCAGCAUGGAGGCCAACACCAAUAUCUGUGGCUCUAACAUCAUCCUGGACGUCCCAGAGGUGACAACACUUUCCCACUCAGGAGCAAGCCAAGCCACCGCUCCAGUAUCCGUCCUGCCUCCAGGCCAGACCAUCACCAAGAUCAUAAUCCCGAAGCAUCUUUUGCAAGGCGGGGGUCAGGUGGUGACCCUGCUAUCUGGAGGGGUUGGCGCUGCGCAGCCAACUCUCCUGGUCUCGAGCGCCGCCCGUCAGCCGCCGCCUCUGCAGCAGAUGCAGAUUGCGCCGCCCCCUCCGCGGCUGCAGCAAAUGGCGCCAGCCCCGCCGCCAUUACAGGCUAAACCCAGAGAAGGAGUGACGACGCUAAGCCAACCUGUUACAAUAGCGGCAACAUCUCCACCUCCACUCCAGAUCAAAAUAGUUCCUGCGUCCGUUCAGGACAGAUUGGCUGCUUCUGUUGUUGUACCCAGCAUAGCAGCUGCAGCUACGUCUGUGCAGGUGGUGAAUGAAGGAAAAUCUGCCGCAGUUUCAGGUGACGACGAUGUCACCGAGGUGCUGGAUUCAGACGAGGAUGUGAUGGAGGUGAGUGCGUCCGCCGGUGCCGCCACUGUGAAGAGCAUGUGUGUAAGAGCAGGCUGCACAAACCCAGCGGUGGACAGUGAAGACUGGGACAAGGAGUACUGCAGUAAUGAAUGCGUGGCCACUCACUGCAGCGAUGUCUUCAAGGCGUGGUGCUCCAUCCGGAACCAGAACCUGGGGACAGUGAAGUGAAGGCCCACCACCAAUCACACAGACACAGCGGCUGUUUUUGCCACUAGCACUAGCUGGCUGAAAAAAAGACUGAACAAGGAUAAGUGACUGUUGUCAGUGCUUUGUAUGUAAAUUGGACUUUUAACAGGAGAACAGACAACAAGAAUCGGUCAAAUCGAUCCUGAAUCCCUCUCAUCUGCUGUUGACCUCAUCAUGGAAAUCUGUUGAGCGUCAGGUCAGGUAUCAGAGGACGUCAAGGCAGCUAGUAUAGUUUGAAAAGUUACUUACAAUUUUAAAGGAGCGUAAAGGAGAAACUAGAUCAGUUUCUAGUAAUGAGUGAAACAACCAUUUCUAGAUCAGUUUAGCAGAAAAUGCCUUCAUGUGUUUAUAUGUGUUUAUUUGACACAGAAUAAUGCCUUUAACUUUUUUUUUUUUUUUUUACAAAUUUUGAUCAGGCGGUUUAGUUGUUUAUCAGUGUUCGAUUCUCAUGUUUUUUAUUAAAAACAAAAACCAUACCCAACCUA
Messenger RNA from Girardinichthys multiradiatus, 2860 nucleotides. RefSeq names its product TOX high mobility group box family member 4 a (gene tox4a). Gene Ontology annotation, biological process: regulation of transcription by RNA polymerase II. Bases 360 to 2357 code for a protein of 665 amino acids. Lineage: Eukaryota; Metazoa; Chordata; Actinopteri; Cyprinodontiformes; Goodeidae. The record is from RefSeq and is a predicted model, not a curated record. Gene Ontology annotation, molecular function: chromatin DNA binding. The transcript is spliced from 9 exons. Gene Ontology annotation, cellular component: nucleus.